ACCAUGAACUACGUGGGGCAGCUGGCUGAGACUGUGCUGAUCACCGUGAAGGAGCUGUACAAGGGCCUGAACCCAGCCACCCUGACAGGAUGCAUUGACAUCAUUGUGGUGAGGCAGCCGGAUGGCUCUUUCCGGUGCUCGCCUUUCCACGUGCGCUUUGGGAAGCUGGGAGUCCUGCGCUCCAGGGAGAAAGUGGUUGACAUAGAAAUCAACGGGGAGCCAGUGGACCUGCACAUGAAGCUGGGAGACAAUGGAGAGGCCUUCUUCGUCCAGGAGUCAGAGGAGAAUGAGGAGAUGAUCCCCUCCUGUCUAUGUACCUCCCCUAUCCCUCUGGAAGAGAGUCCAGAUCUCGAGGCCAAACCAUCCCAGGCAUCCACUGUGUCUCAGCUCAGCCUGCUUGGAGAGCCAGAAGCAUCAGGCUCUGACAUGACGUCCCUUCGUAAGAAAAGGCGGCGCAGGAAGAAGCUGAAGCCGAAGGAGGCGGCGGACUCUACUUCAGAAGAGCAGGAAGGGACUGACAGUGAAUGGACUCUCGAGGAAAAGCGCAAGCUGCUGACUGCCUGUGAUUCAGUUUAUUUCUCCUUCACUGACCUCCCGAGUGAGGAAGCUGGGACUGUGCAAUCCAAAGAGAGCUACCAUUAUUCUGAUGGGGAGCUGGCUCCGCCACAGAGCCUCACUCCAAGCCGUCCGUCUUCCCCCAAAAGUGACUCUGAACUGGAGAUCAAACCCUCUGAGCCAUCUCUUCUUGGAGCUGAACCCCGCAUGCAGUGGACUUGGGGGAGGCUCCCUCAGGUGAGUAAAUUGGAGCGAGUCGAACCAGUCAAGUCCACUGUGACCAUCACCACAACAACGACCGUCCCAGUGAGCCAGGCAACCCACUUCCAAGCCAUCACGGCAGGUUUGGAAGGCGACUUGAGAACAGCAGACUCCUGGGAUACGUCUUGUUCCUCCACCACACCUGUAAUUAGGCCAACGCCCGUCUUCCAAAAUGGGAAUGGCCCCCCUGUGCUGAAAGACCAGCCCUCGGCAGAGUCUGCAGCCGCGGUGGGGAGUGCGCCUGAGACCACCCUGCCCCAAAUAGGAGAGCAGGGAGCACAGGAACAGUCAGUGGGAGAAGCUGUGGAAGGAGAAGAGAAUGUGGUGAAGAAUCAGCAAGCCCUAGAGCUGGAUCCCUCUUGCGUGCGGGCAGCCCCAGCCCCAAGACAGGCUGGUUUGGAGAGAAUGGAACCCAGUGAUAGCCCAGGAACCAAACCGGAAAGCCCAAGGAGGCAGGGUUCCACAAAGAGAAGCCCUCACCUGGGUCCCAGCGACAUUUACUUGGAGGACCUCCCCAAUCUGGACGAGGAGCAGGUGGCCCUUUAUUUCCCCAAAAGUGAUGUGGAACCGGGUUCAAAGUCCUCGACUGAUCCCAGCAGCCCUGGCCAUACCCGACUGCUGGCUGGUCCUACAGCCGAUGGAGGCACCGAUAACUUAUCCGACCCCACUCAUGACCUGACGCACCCCAUCGCGCUGUCCCUAUGUGGCGGUCUCGGGGACAGCAGAGAGAUCUUGCACAAGAAGUUCAUGGAGCACAUCAUCUCUUACCAGGAGUUUGCUGAGAACCCAGAAGUCCUCGAUGACCCAAACCUGGUGAUACAGAUCCACAAGAAAUACUAUAACUGGGCAGUGGCUGCUCCCAUGAUCCUCUCCUUGCAGGCAUUCCAGAAGAACGUUCCCAAGAGCACCAUUGACCGGCUGGUGAAGGAGAAAAUGCCCAAGAAGAGCGGCAGGUGGUGGUUUUCCUGGCGGAGGAGAGACUUGACUGCUGAGGAGCAUGAACCCAGCGCAGGAGAACUGGAGCAGGGCUCUACCCCACAGAGGAGGAAGAUGGAUCCUUCAUCCAGUGAUGAAUCCAUAUCCCCGGUGUCGAGCCCUGAUGCCACCGUGCAGAAAUUUCUUCCCACCUACAAGAAAUCCCUGAGGCUCUCUUCAGAUCAGAUUAAGAGACUGAACCUGCAGGAUGGCCCCAACGAGGUGGUGUUCAGCGUGACCACUCAAUACCAGGGCACGUGUCGCUGCGAGGCCACCAUCUACCUGUGGAACUGGGAUGACAAGGUGGUGAUCUCUGAUAUCGAUGGGACCAUCACCAAGUCUGAUGCUUUGGGUCACAUUUUGCCGCAACUGGGAAAAGACUGGACUCACCAGGGCAUUGCCAAACUCUUCCAUAAAAUCCACAUGAAUGGCUACAAGUUCCUCUACUGCUCAUCCAGGGCCAUUGGCAUGGCGCACAUCACCAAAGGAUACCUGAAAUGGGUCAAGGACCAGGGCUGUGCCCUCCCCAGGGGGCCCAUCCUGCUGGCCCCCAGCAGCCUGUUCUCAGCCUUUCACAGGGAGGUGAUAGAGAAGAAGCCGGAGAUAUUCAAAAUCGCCUGCUUGACAGACAUCCGAAACCUAUUCGGCUCCAUGGGGCAGCCCUUCCACGCCGCCUUUGGGAACAGAGUCCAUGAUGUCGACGCUUACAAGCAAGUGGGGUUGUCGGAGUCUCAUAUAUUCACAGUGAACCCAAAGGGGGAACUGAUACGGGAGCUCACCAAGAACCAGAAAUCCACGUAUGAACGGCUGACUGAGCUGGUGGAGCUAAUCUUCCCCCCGGUAGGCCAGGGUGUUAGUGUUGCUUUGCUGUGGCCAGAGUACAGCCAGUUCUCCUACUGGAGGGCUCCACUGCCGCUCAUUGACAUAGAAGAUCUUGCCUGA
This is a messenger RNA of Emys orbicularis (European pond turtle), 2733 nucleotides long. RefSeq names its product lipin 3 (gene LPIN3). Gene Ontology annotation, molecular function: transcription coactivator activity; phosphatidate phosphatase activity. Gene Ontology annotation, biological process: fatty acid catabolic process; cellular response to insulin stimulus; triglyceride biosynthetic process. Lineage: Eukaryota; Metazoa; Chordata; Testudines; Emydidae. Bases 4 to 2733 code for a protein of 909 amino acids. Gene Ontology annotation, cellular component: nucleus. The record is from RefSeq and is a predicted model, not a curated record. The transcript is spliced from 19 exons.